UCCGCCGCCGGGGAGCGGAAAAAACUCCUGCGCUGUUUCGCGCUGGUUUUUCCUCGCUGAAGGCAGUCUGGGAAAGGAUCAGCCAGCGACAGCAACCUGCUCUGUGUGGACACUGGAGUGGGACCCUGGCCAUGAAGCACUACUCCUGUGAGCCCUGGCCAGCCCUCGCUGUGCUCCUCCUCACCGCUGUCCUCUGGGAUUCCUGCUCAGCAGCAGCUGAAGACCUCUCCAAUGUUUCAACAACUGAGUAUGAACCACCAUGUCUUAGAGUGAACUUCUGCAGCCAAGCAGCCAUGUGCUGCCCUUCAGGCAUGGAUGACUACGGCUGGAUCGCAGCGGCCGUGGGCUGGAGCCUCUGGUUUCUGACCCUCAUCCUGCUCUGCAUGGACAAGAUCAUGAAACUCCGCCCUGACGAACCCAAAUACUUGGUGGCCUGAAGCAGAGCAAGCUGGCAAGCAGCAGCACUGGGGAGCAGUGAGGUGCAGGCAGACUGACAAAGCAUUUCCAACACUUGCGAACCACCUUCCACCAAAAAAGGCCUAAGCAGGGCAGCUGCUGAGGCUUUACCCUCUUUGGCAGGCUGGAGCUGCCAGCCAAAGAGUGGAGCAGGCAAGUCCCUGCACAUCACCACACAUGUGCCGCAGUGCAAAAGCCCCACUUUUCCCUGAGCCCUCUCGUGCUUGCUGUGAGCACAGCAGCAGGAGGAGAGGCUGAGGGACCAGCUACCAGCAUAUUGCCUCAAGACAACCUGGUGCAUGACCUUUGGGUCAGACACAGAAAGUGGGCAAAUUGGUUGUAUUUAUUCAGCUUCCAUUUGCCUGAGCAACUAAGCCAAGCUGAACUGUGGCAAGCAGGUUUUAAAACAGAAUAUCCA
This is a messenger RNA of Catharus ustulatus (Swainson's thrush), 874 nucleotides long. RefSeq names its product transmembrane protein 213 (gene TMEM213). The transcript has 4 exons. The coding region runs from base 132 to 437 and encodes 101 amino acids. Lineage: Eukaryota; Metazoa; Chordata; Aves; Passeriformes; Turdidae. The record is from RefSeq and is a predicted model, not a curated record.